Molecule: messenger RNA, 2933 nt
Organism: Ahaetulla prasina
Lineage: Eukaryota; Metazoa; Chordata; Lepidosauria; Squamata; Colubridae
Gene: VASP
Product: vasodilator stimulated phosphoprotein
Exons: 13
Coding region: 497-1702 (401 amino acids)
Biological process (GO): actin cytoskeleton organization; positive regulation of actin filament polymerization; axon guidance
Molecular function (GO): profilin binding; SH3 domain binding
Source: RefSeq, a predicted model, not a curated record
GCAGCGGUGCCUGCUGGAAAGCGGCGGGCUGGCAGGCGGGCGCGGGCAGGCGGGGGGCAGCGCACGGCCACCGCCACCAGAUCAAAGCGCAGCGCGCCUGCCUGCCAUCCCAGCCAGGCCUGGCUGUGCUCGGCGCGGGAUCGGGGCCAUGAGCCCCCGGGGGCGCCGGGCCCGGGGAGCAGCCGCUGCCGCCGCCGCCACCGCGAGCAAAGGGGCGGAAAGAAGCGGUCGGCGGGCGCGGUCGGAGGGCUUCCCGGCGGGGGCUGCUGCUGCCGCCGCCUGAGCGCAGCCCGCGGCAACGGAGCGCGGAGGCCGCCCGGCCGAGGUGGGGGAGCAGCCCGGGCCGGCCCCACCCACGUCCCCACCCAGCCAGGUCUGGGAAGCGGAAGCGGCGGCGGGAGAGCAGCAGCAGCAGCGGCAGCGGCGGCAGCAGCAGCAGCAGCGCCAGCCGCCCAGCAGCUGCCGAGGCUGCAGCGCCGCGCACAAAGCAGCAGACAUGAGCGAGUCGGUGGUCUGCAGCACCCGUGCCACGGUGAUGCUUUACGAUGAUGCCAAUAAAAAAUGGGUCCCGGCAGGAACUGGUGCCCAGGCCUUCAGCCGCAUCCAGAUCUACCACAGUCCUGCCAACAACAGCUUCCGGGUGGUGGGCCGCAAGAUGCAGCCAGACCAGCAGGUGGUCAUCAACAGUCCGAUUGUGAAGGGGCUGAAGUACAACCAGGCCACACCCAACUUCCACCAGUGGCGGGAUGCCCGCCAGGUCUGGGGGCUCAACUUCAGCAGCAAAGACGAUGCCAGCCAGUUUGCCAAUGGCAUGAUGCAUGCCCUGGAGGCCCUGGACACGGGAAACUUGGCACCCCCCCUGCACCCCAUCCAGAAUGGCCCCACUGCAGAUGAACUGGCAGAGCAGCAGAAAAGGCACCAACAGCAGCUGGAGAAGGAGCAGCUGGAACAGGCAGAGCGGGAGCGACGGGGGCCCAUCGGAGUCCCACAGGUUGCCCCUCCAGCAGGCGGGCCUCCGCCGCCCCCGGGACCACCUCCAGCCCCCCCUGGGCCGCCCCCUGGACCUCCAGGCCCACCACCGGGAGCCCACAGUGGCCCUCCCGCUCCUCCUGGGCCACCCCCUCCACCGGGCCCACCGCCUGGCCCUUUGCCCACAGGAGGGGGGCCACCUCCACCCCCAGCCCCUCCCCUCCCUGCUUCCCUGGGCCCCGGUGGAGGGGGCGGACCACCCACUGGCUUGGCCGCAGCACUGGCUGGAGCGAAGCUGAAGAAGACGGGCAAGGAGGAAGGAGCAAAGCCCACACCUGGUGGAGGAGCCCCCCCCAGUGCUCCAGGGGGAGGGGGCCUGAUGGAAGAAAUGAGUGCCAAGUUAGCCAGGCGAAGGAGAGUUGCAGAGCAAAGUGAGAAGGCCAUUCCAAAGAAGGAGGAAGGCCCUUUGCACCAAGAAGAUGCUGAUGCCGCUGGUGCCAAGCCCACAGAUGCCUUCCGGAGACCUUGGGAGAAGUCCAGUACGACGUUACCCAGGAUGAAAUCUGCUGGAGCCAUGACGGCCGGGGAGCCCGCGGGGGGCGCAGGGGAUGAAUCUGAGCUGGAGCGGGUGAAACAGGAACUUCUACAGGAGGUUCGGCGGGAACUACAGAAGGUCAAAGAGGAGAUAAUCCAAGCAUUCAUCGCGGAGCUUCGGAAAAGGGGGUCCCCUUAGCCCCCCGAACCAGCCGGUGCCACCCAGUCAGCAACCUGAUUCUCCCUUGUGCGCAGAAGAGAAUAAAACAGAAAAUCACAAAGGCCCCCUCCUCACCUUUCUGGCCCCCUCACGCACCAGACAAGCCCCACACACCCCCUUCCCCGUCGGCUCCCACUGUGCAAUUUUGGGGUGGGGGAAGAGGGACUGGCCCGUGCUGGCCCCCACCCCAGGAAGGGCAGGACCCCCACCUGUGCCUUACCAAGAGCAAUAGCAGGACCCUCCUGACCCCCCCCCAAGGAAGGAAGCGGGCUCUUUCCCUGGUGGAAGGGGCUCCUCCCUCCCCAGCCCAGGAAGGGCCAGUCCCUCUGCUCCCCCUCCCCAUUUUUGGCUCUUGGACAAGAACUGUGCUUGGUUUCCUCCCCACCCGAGGGGCGUGUGCUGCCCAGCCGAAGGAGGGACUGGCGAAGGGCCCUCACUUCUUGCAGCUUGGAAGGGCCAGGCUGGGCAGUUCUCCCGGGUGGGGGCCCAUCUCCUCCCUCCUCCCCUGGGAGCAUUUCAGGGCCCCCUCCAUCUUCCUCCUGCAGAAGAGGCGGCAUAAGCGAUGGGCAGAGUGAUGGAGAGCCGUACCCUGGGGCUGCACCCUGUUGCAGCUGGCAGGGGAGCCUCGACUGGGAUGCCCCGGCCAGCCCCUCCAGUUAGGAGCGCUACUGCUCUGGGGGGGGGGACAUGCCCCACCUCCAAAGAUGGCGCUCUUCUGGGCAAGGGAAGGGCCCUGUCCGUCCCGUUCCCCCCCCCCCCCGCUUCCCAAGACCCUUUCCGCAUUCCACGUCUUCUGCUGGUUUCACUCAGUUUUGUAACUUUUUGAUUUUAUGCAAGGGGAGAGGGCCCUUUUUAGGAUAUUUUUUCUCAAAGGCCCCCAUCCCUCUGGGUCUUUUUAAAAAAAAUAAACGGUUUUUCUUCUCCCUUCUACCUCCUUCAGGCCAUGGAGGGAAACAGGGCGGGUUCUUGGCUUUUCUACUGAGCUGUAAUUUUUUGACUUUUUUUUUGUCAAGCUGGAUAGAAUAUUAUAUUUUGAUUUUAUUAUUAUUAUUAUUAUUAUUACUGAUCUGCUGGGUAUCUCUGCCCGACCUCUUUCCACCCUUCCGCCUCACCGCACGCAUCGCCUGCAGACGGGCACUAGGAUCUCGGGCACGUCCACCAGACUUCUCUUGCGAAUAAAUCCUUUCCUUUUUUGUAAAGUUACAAAGCG